Messenger RNA from Marmota monax (woodchuck), 4594 nucleotides. RefSeq names its product transmembrane O-mannosyltransferase targeting cadherins 2 (gene Tmtc2). NCBI's taxonomy places the organism in Eukaryota, Metazoa, Chordata, Mammalia, Rodentia, Sciuridae. The record is from RefSeq and is a predicted model, not a curated record. Bases 349 to 2124 code for a protein of 591 amino acids. The transcript has 11 exons. Gene Ontology annotation, molecular function: protein binding; mannosyltransferase activity. Gene Ontology annotation, cellular component: endoplasmic reticulum membrane. Gene Ontology annotation, biological process: protein O-linked glycosylation via mannose.
CUUGGGACAGGACUGUGCGCAGGAUGCAGCAUGUUGUGGAAGGAACAAGGAGUGACUGUUCUGGCGGUUUCAGCAGUUUAUGAUGUCUUUGUCUUUCACAGGCUGAAAAUGAAACAGAUCCUACCUGCCAUUUACAAAGUAAGUGAUUGUUGGCUCUCGGGCAUUGGAUUACUGAGUAAUCUGCUUGCUUGGUUCUUUGCCACCAUUUAAAAAGCAAAUUUGUUCCUCUUCAAGCAGAAUUUAAAAUAAGUUCCUUUCUGAUCUUCAAGGAAGAACUUGUCUCUCUUUCUCAGCAUUAGUUUGUUAACUUUCUGGGGGACCUCCCUUUUGGGGGCCCGCUUAUACUGGAUGGGAAACAAACCACCAAGCUUUUCCAACUCUGACAACCCGGCUGCGGAUUCCGAUAGCCUGCUGGCUCGCACGCUCACCUUCUUCUAUUUGCCAACCAAGAACCUCUGGUUGUUGCUAUGCCCAGAUACUCUCAGCUUUGACUGGUCAAUGGAUGCUGUGCCUCUGCUCAAAACAAUUUGUGAUUGGAGAAACCUACACACUGUGGCCUUCUAUACUGGACUCCUCCUCCUCGCCUACUAUGGAUUGAAGAGCCCAAGCAUAGAGAGAGAAUGCAAUGGGAAAGCUGUAACCAAUGGCAAGCAGAAUGCAAACGGACAUAGCUGCCAUUCAGAUGUGGAGUACCGGAACUCAGAGAUUAAGCCCAGCUUUGCAUCCAAAGUAGAAAAUGGCAUUAAAAAUAAUGUAUCAGAGAGAACUCAGCUCCCUUCUACCGAGAACAUUGUUGUUCUGUCUUUAUCUUUGUUGAUAAUACCCUUUAUUCCUGCCACAAACUUGUUUUUCUAUGUCGGCUUUGUAAUUGCAGAGCGAGUAUUGUAUAUUCCUAGUAUGGGCUUCUGCCUCCUGAUUACAGUGGGUGCCAGAGCCCUUUAUGUCAAAGUCCAAAAGCGGUUUCUCAAGAGCUUGAUUUUCUAUGCUACAGCUACAUUAAUUGUUUUCUAUGGACUCAAGACCGCGAUCAGGAAUGGAGACUGGCAGAAUGAGGAGAUGCUGUAUAGGUCAGGGAUAAAAGUAAACCCAGCUAAAGCAUGGGGUAACCUUGGAAAUGUUCUGAAGAGUCAGAGCAAAAUUUCUGAAGCUGAAAGCGCCUAUAGAAAUGCUUUGUACUACCGCAGCAACAUGGCUGACAUGCUUUAUAAUUUAGGGUUACUUCUACAGGAGAACAGCAGAUUUGCAGAAGCCCUACAUUAUUAUAAAUUGGCCAUUGGGAGCAGGCCCACCCUGGCUUCUGCGUACUUAAACACGGGCAUUAUUCUAAUGAAUCAAGGAAAGACAGAAGAAGCCCGGCGGACGUUCCUAAAGUGUUCUGAUAUCCCAGAUGAAAACCUGAAAGACCCUCAUGCACACAAGAGCUCCGUUACCAGCUGUCUGUACAACCUGGGAAAGCUCUAUCACGAGCAAGGACGCUAUGAGGAAGCCCUGAGUGUAUACAAGGAAGCAAUUCAGAAAAUGCCAAGACAGUUUGCCCCACAAAGCUUGUACAAUAUGAUGGGUGAAGCAUACAUGCGAUUAAGCAAGCUCCCAGAAGCAGAGUAUUGGUAUAUGGAAUCACUGAAAUCCAAGACUGACCACAUCCCUGCCCAUCUCACCUAUGGGAAACUGCUAGCUCUGACAGGUCGGAAGAGUGAGGCUGAAAAGUUCUUCUUGAAGGCUAUUGAGCUGGAUCCCACCAAAGGAAACUGUUACAUGCAUUAUGGUCAAUUUCUUCUGGAAGAAGCUCGCCUCGUAGAAGCAGCAGAAAUGGCAAAAAAAGCAGCUGAGCUGGAUAGUACAGAGUUUGAUGUUGUCUUCAAUGCUGCCCACAUGCUCAGACAGGCAAGCCUGAAUGAAGCAGCAGAGAAGUAUUAUGAUCUGGCAGCCAGGCUGAGGCCUAAUUAUCCGGCUGCUCUGAUGAACCUGGGAGCCAUUCUGCACCUUAAUGGCAGACUCCAGAAGGCUGAGGCCAACUACUUACGGGCUCUGCAGCUCAAACCUGAUGAUGUCAUCACACAGUCCAAUCUCCGAAAAUUGUGGAACAUCAUGGAAAAACAAGGUUUAAAGACUUCCAAGACCUGACACAGGAGGACAGAAGCUCAUCCUCUUCCAUUUUUUAAAAGCUGGCUCCAUUAACAGACCAAACUUCUCAGAAGUGUUAUGCUAAGAUCUCGUUUUUUGCACUUCAAGACCCGAGUAGAGGUCAUUGUCACUUCUGGGAGAAUUCACUUUGCUAUUGGCACAGCCUUUAACACCAAAAAGGGGAACAUUGGAAGCCUCCUUGAGAAUGUAAUUGUUGCCCAUAGACUAUAAACCAGAGCACUUAACACAGGAUCUUUUGACAUUCUUAAAGGGGAGGGGGUACUUUGGUUAUAGUUUUUUUUUUUUCAUUUUUGAAAGCUAAUUUUGAAAUUAUAUGGUUCCUUAAACACUGUGAGAGGAAGUCAGAGUGUCUAUUCAGCCACAAUACACUAUUAAGAUUGUUAAUAGGGAGUGAUUAACAUAGUGUGAAUCACAGUGAGCCUCUGGUUGUCCUAAUGCUGCUGUCUUCCGUCUUUGGGACAGCCUGCUUAUUGGUUUCUGAAGCUUAGAAAACUUUUUGUUCUGUUUAAUAUUGUAUCAAGACCUGUCAGAAUCUGCAGUUGUUUCUCAACUAGUGCACAAGAUGACUUGGAUGUUGACUUUUUUGAACAUCAUUUGCUUUUCAUGUUCUGAAGGAUAUGGAAAAUAGAGGUAGUCUUUGGAGAGGGGCUAGAGAAGCCUUAUAUCUGUCAGGCAGGCAUUUUUGUUUCAAUGUUGUCAAUGUUUUCUUUAGAACUGUCCAGUAGAAUUCAUUGUAUUAAUUUCUUUUGAUAUUUCUUUUUAAAAUGGCUGUUCUUGGCUAACAUGCGUGGUUGCAUAAGGAUGAGAGAAAGGGAAGCUUAUAAGUGUUCUAGUUCCAAUAACUAAUAGAUAGCAGUUAGACAAAAGGGAAGGUAUGUGUGCUUCCCAGAUUGUGUUGUUAAAAGAUCAAGUCUACACAAAGGAGUGUAUGAUGGUGGUUUCCCAGUUUUUAAUUUUGUAUUUUGCAAAGAAUUAUAUGAAAUGAUAACCAAUUUCUAAUAGAUACCUAAACAGCAGUGCAGAUCAAUAUUCAAAGGAUUAUUUUUAUCUUAUUUGUUCUUCCUGAAAGGUAUCAAAAAUGAGUUGUUUUAAACUGCAAUAGAAUAUAGCAUUAACCUGUAUAUGGAUAGGUCUUCUGCCACGUGAUUUUUCUCAGUUGAAAAAUAUUUUUCACUAGCAAAUUGGGUAUUUUAUUUCAUUACCUGUUAUCAACCACUUCACUGAUCAUUUCACAAAUGAAAGACUAUAAAUGAAGCAGAGAAAAACAUUUAUUGAACAGUUUUUGACUUGCAAUCAAACUUUGCUACUAAAAAUUAAUUUCAUAAAACACCAGUCUGUUAUCAACUUUUUAUAGAGAAAUUAGCUAUACGAUACCCUACAUAUUUAUUUAUUUAUUAUUAUACAGUAGCAGAAUAACAAAAAAAAAAAAACUUGAUUCAUUAAGCCAGUUCUUUGCAACUGAAAAUUAGCUUUUUCUCCUUCCCUUUCACACUCCCUGUAUAUAAGAUCAAAUUUCCAUUAAAGGGAAGCUGGACAUGCAAAUACAUCAUAUUAUGUUUUCUCCUUAUUUUAUGUAUUUUGCUAUGUAUCUGAAUACAGUGGGAUAAAGAAUUUAAAGUAGUGUUGCUAUGGCACUAGUGUUUUUGUGAGAAGGGCAAAUGUAGUAAGAGAGAUUUUUUUAAUGGCAUUAAUAAGAAGGCCCUCCUGUAAUGUGUGUAUUAUUUUGUAAACAUUUCAUUGAAGGGCCAAAGUUAAGUUAUAACUAAAUCACUGUGUUUCCAGAAUGAUAUUUAACGUUUAACAACCACAAACCAAUGGUCAAACUGAAGUAGUGGGUUGAAGUGUAUGUUUCAUCUUAGUGCAUUGGCAAUUGCAAAAAAAAAAGAAAAAGGAAUUUAAUAUAAGGCUAUAAAGAUAAAUUCAAUGUCUAACAUUUUUAUUUAUUUAAGUAGUUAUUGACUUAUGACAACUUCCUAGUCUUAACAUUGUAUGUCUCUUUAUUGUUAUUGUUUUCUUCCUUUCCAACACUUGUUUCUUAAUAGGUUCACUGAAUGCAUAGUAGAGGCACUUCAUGUGACUCAGUUCCCAAGUAGCAUUAAUAAUUGGGCUGUGUCAUAAAAUGCAUGGAUUUUUAAUAACUACAUGUCCCUGACACUUUUACUACAGGGCUGUACUUAGUAACUGACCAACUCGGGCUUGGGGGGAGGUCUGGGGGGGGUGUCAGAACAUGAUCAAAAAUGUCUCCGCUCAGGGAUUUAUGGUGGAUUAUUGCAGACAGUGCUAAAAAUAUAGAGCACAAGACAAGUUUACUAAAUUAAAAUUUUAUUUUUUGAGAAGCUGUUAUUUGUAUAAAUUAUCAAGAUUUGUAGGCUUUCCUUUUGUAGAAAUAAUUGUUUUAUGUGCCAGAGAAUUUCAAUUUUGUUUUCAACAAUAAAGCAUUGAUAACAAA